AUGAAGCUCCUCAGCUUGUCUUUGGCCGCUGGCCUCAUUGUCAAUCAUGGUACAAAUGCCAAACCAAACCAACAGAACGAACCUCUCUUCUCAUACAAUGCCAACCUGCUGCCGCUCGAGAAGAAUGCUGGAUCCUCUGAUCUCUUCCCCAUGGCAGAUUGCAAUGGAUUCAAGCUUGAAGAGGCGACCUUCACAGAGAUGCAGAACGCCAUGAAAGCUGGGAAGCUUACUUCUGUUCAGCUCGUCACCUGCUACCUCAUCCGGACAUACCAGACUGAGGAGUACAUCAACUCCAUCAUGCAGAUCAAUCCGGACGCUUUUGCAAUUGCUGCUGAGCGCGACGCCGAGCGAGCCAAGGGCAAAGUGCGAGGACCCCUCCACGGUAUUCCAUUCACUGUCAAGGACAACAUCGGAACCAAAGAUAGUCUCGAAACCACUGCAGGAAGUUGGGCACUUCUUGGAAGCAUCGUCCCUCGCGAUGCGCACGUCGUCAAGAAGCUUCGCGAUGCAGGCGCCGUACUCUUUGGCAAGGCUGCCCUGAGCGAAUGGGCCGACAUGCGCAGCAAUGACUACUCAGAAGGCUACUCUGCCCGUGGUGGCCAGGUUCGCAGCGCCUACAACUUUACCAUUAAUCCUGGUGGCAGUUCUACAGGCAGCGCUGUCGGUGUUGGAGCCAAUGCCAUUGCCUUUUCGCUUGGUACUGAGACUGACGGCAGUGUCAUCAACCCCGCCAACCGCAAUGCCCUUGUGGGAAUUAAACCUACUGUUGGCCUGACAUCCCGUGCUGGUGUCAUUCCUGAGAGCGAGCACCAGGACUCUGUUGGAACGUUUGCGCGUACUGUGAAGGAUGCUACACUGGUUCUCGAUGCUAUUUACGGUAUUGACAGUCGCGAUAACUACACCUCUGCGCAAAAAGACAAAACACCCAAGGGUGGCUAUGUGCAGUAUCUGUCCAAAAAGAAGGCCCUCAAAGGGGCUACCUUUGGUCUUCCUUGGAAGAGCUUCUGGGUUCAUGCCGAUGAGGACAUGCAGUCUCAGCUUCUGGAGCUCAUUGACUUGAUCAAAUCUGCUGGUGCGACUAUCAUCAAUGGCACCGAGAUUACCAAUUACGAGACCAUUGUCAGCCCUGAUGGGUGGAACUGGGAUUACGGUACCACGCGAGGAUUCCCUAAUGAGUCGGAGUAUACCUACAUCAAGGUUGACUUUUACCGCAACAUUGAAGCCUACCUGAGCGAGGUCACAAACACCAACAUCCGCAACCUAGAGGACAUUGUUGAGUUCAACAGGAAGUACGAUGGAACUGAGGGUGGGUACCCCUAUGAGGAUGGCAAAGGUCAUCCUGCCUUUGCGUCCGGCCAAGAUGGCUUCCUUGCCUCGCUCGAAACCAAUGGGGAAAGAGACGAAACUUACUGGCAGGCCCUCGAUUUCUGUCAAUCGUCGACCCGCAAGGGUAUCAACGACGCCCUUUCAUACAAGGGCAAAAAGCUCUCUGGUCUUCUCGUACCUCCUCAAGUCGCUCAAGCCCCUCAGAUUGCCGCCCAGGCUGGUUACCCGGUCAUCACAAUCCCUGGCGGCUACUCAAAGGAAUCCGGCAUGCCUUUUGGCCUGGGCAUCAUGCAAACUGCUUGGGCCGAAGCCGAGCUUAUCAAGUGGGCCAGUGCCAUCGAAGACCUGCAACACAGCGCUGAUGCUUCAUCGAAGCGUCGUCUGCCUAAGUGGCUUGGAUAUCUUGAACGUAAUGUCCCGGUACCUUUUUAA
Molecule: messenger RNA, 1758 nt
Organism: Fusarium venenatum
Lineage: Eukaryota; Fungi; Ascomycota; Sordariomycetes; Hypocreales; Nectriaceae
Product: amidase signature domain-containing protein
Source: RefSeq, a predicted model, not a curated record